AUGCCUCCUCGACCUCCUCCACGCACUUCACCCACGCACUUCCUGUGCAUACCCCUCGUCACCGCCUCUUCCCGGUCUCAGCUGUCCAAAAGCCUGGCAUCCUUUGAAGCAGAUGUCACUAGCCCAGACAGCUUCGCCAUCCCUUCAGACGCCGUCCGUCCCCUCGGCACCCUCCACCUCACCCUCGGUGUGAUGAGCUUCCCCAAGAACGAAGGCGUCGAGAAGGCCGUCGAAGUACUUCAAUCGCUGAAGCCGCGCGAGAUUCUAUCAACCGUCAAGCCCCUAUCCUCCAUCACUCCCUUGGCCGGGCCAGCCUCCUCGACCCCUGAGAAGCCUCUCUCCCUCACCCUCCGUGGUCUCCAUUCCAUCCAGCCCGCUCAGAAAGCCACGGUCCUGUACGCGCCGCCGAUCGACCCCGACGGUGUCUUUCGUGGCUUUUGUGAGAAGCUGAGGGGAGUCUUCCAGGAGGCCGAGGUGAUGGACAAUGAAGACCGGCCGUUGCUAUUGCACGCCACCAUCGUGAACACCAUCUACGUCAAGGGCGGCAGGGGCAAGAAGGGGCCGAGGAUGACCAUCGAUGCGAGAGAUAUACUUGACCGGUACGAUGACUACGUGUGGAUGGAGGACGUGCCGGUGGAAAAGAUUGCCAUCUGUCGUAUGGGGGCCAAGCAGAUUGAGGGUGUAGACGAUCAGGAAUACGAGGUUGAGGCCGAGAUCGACUUUUAG
Molecule: messenger RNA, 726 nt
Organism: Colletotrichum chrysophilum
Lineage: Eukaryota; Fungi; Ascomycota; Sordariomycetes; Glomerellales; Glomerellaceae
Exons: 1
Coding region: 1-726 (241 amino acids)
Biological process (GO): regulation of DNA-templated transcription; DNA alkylation repair
Cellular component (GO): nucleus
Source: RefSeq, a predicted model, not a curated record